This is a messenger RNA of Camarhynchus parvulus, 1880 nucleotides long. RefSeq names its product acyl-CoA dehydrogenase family member 11-like. The record is from RefSeq and is a predicted model, not a curated record. Gene Ontology annotation, molecular function: oxidoreductase activity, acting on the CH-CH group of donors. The transcript has 14 exons. Lineage: Eukaryota; Metazoa; Chordata; Aves; Passeriformes; Thraupidae. The coding region runs from base 45 to 1880 and encodes 611 amino acids.
AGUCCUGGCAAUCAGGUCACUUUGUGCCUUGGGGCAGCUGCCAAAUGCUGAGUAUUAAAGGAAUCAACACGACUGUGGGGCAGGAGCAACAGGCCGGCAUGAAGGAAAAACAAAUGUUAGAAGAUUCGGAAAUGCACCUCUCAAGGAGAGACACAGAGGCCCUCUUCCAAGAGCAGCCUGAGACUGGGAACCAGUACUUGGAAGACACUUUGCUUCGGAGUUACUUGCAAACACACCUUCCUCCCAAGGUCCUGGAGGAGGUGCAUCAGGACCUGGAGAGGUUUGGAAACCGCCUGCUGACCAAGAUCCAACCUCUGAGCUGGGAAUGUGAGCUGAACCCCCCCGUGUUCCGGCAGUUCGAUGCCUGGGGGCGGCGCGUGGAUCACAUCCACACCUGCUCGGCGUGGAGGAGGAUGAAGGAGAUUUCAGCAGAAGAAGGGCUGAUUGCUGAGGCCUAUGAGAAAAGAUACUCCAACUGGAGCCGCCUGUACCAGGCUGUCAAACUGUACUUGUUCUCAAGCUCCUCUGGAGGUUUCAGCUGUCCACUGGCCAUGACUGAUGGGGCAGCCAAAGUCAUUGAGUCACUGGGUAUUCCUGGAUCUCUGAAAAACGCUUUUGACUGUCUGACAUCCCGGGACCCUGAGAAGUUCUGGACCUCUGGCCAGUGGAUGACUGAGCGAAGGGGUGGCUCUGAUGUAGCAAAUGGCACUGAGACUGUGGCCAGGAAGCAGCCGGAUGGCACCUAUCGCCUGUAUGGAUUUAAGUGGUUCACAUCAGCAGCUGAUUCUGACAUGGCACUGACCCUGGCCAGGAUAGCAGAUGCUGAAGGACAGUGUACCCAGGGCUCCAGAGGCCUGUCCUUGUUCUUCCUGAGGGUUCGGGAUGAGGAGGGGAAGCUGAACAACAUCCAGGUGCAAAGGCUGAAGGACAAGCUGGGCACGAGGCAGAUGGCAACAGCAGAGCUGUGGCUGCAAGGAGCCAGAGCAGAGCUGAUCUCUGCAGAGGGCCGUGGAGUGGCCGCCAUCUCCAACAUGCUGAACAUCACUCGGAUCCACAACGUCAUUGGUGCAGUGGCUUCCAUGAGAAGGAUGGUCAGUCUGAGCAGGGACUACGCCUGCAAGCGUGUGGCCUUUGGGAAGCUCCUCAAGGACCAUCCCCUGCACGUGCAGACAAUAGCCCGGAUGGAGGUGCAGGUGAGAGGGGCUUUUCUGCUGCUCAUGGACAUCGUUCGCCUGCUGGGCCUGGCUGAAACCAACCUGGCAAGUGAGCAGGAGCAGCUGCUGCUGAGGCUGCUCAUCCCAGUGGCCAAACUGUACACAGGGAAGCAGGCUUCUGCCGUGGCUGUUGAGGCAAUGGAGAGUUUUGGGGGCCAAGGUUACAUGGAGGACACAGGCUUGCCUGUCAUACUCCGGGAUGCUCUGGUGCUGUCCAUAUGGGAGGGAACAACCAACAUCCUGUCCCUGGACGUGCUGCGGUCCCUGGCCAAGAGCCAAGGGCAGGUGAUGGCCGUGUUCCUGUCCACAGUGCAGAGAAAGCUGGAGCUGGCUUCAGGCACCGAGGAGCUGUCCCCAGCUGUGCAGAGGGCACGGGAAGCCAUCGGGAGCCUCGGGCAGUUCAUGGCAGCCACGGGCUCAGAGCAGGCACUGACCAUGGAGCUGGCAGCCAGGGACUUCUCCUACAGCCUGGCACGGAUCUACACAGGAGCUCUUCUAAUGGAACACGCGGCUCGGCCCGGCGCUUCCCCCACAGACGUCUGCGCUGCCCUGAGGUGGUGCCACCAGGAGCUGUGUCCCGUGGCCGCGGAGUCAGCGAGGGGCAGCUAUGGGGAUGGGGCAGCGCUCCAGGACAGCGCCCUGGUGUUCGGGAACAGCCGGCUCUGA